Molecule: messenger RNA, 1628 nt
Organism: Indicator indicator
Lineage: Eukaryota; Metazoa; Chordata; Aves; Piciformes; Indicatoridae
Gene: DEF8
Product: differentially expressed in FDCP 8 homolog
Exons: 11
Coding region: 1-1368 (455 amino acids)
Source: RefSeq, a predicted model, not a curated record
AUGGCGUCGGACGAGCGGCUGGCUCGUUUCCGCCAGGCCCACCUCAACCCUUUCAACAAGACCCCAGAGGAGCAGGAGCAGCACCCCGAGGGGGAGAACCCCACACCAGGUAGGUGCUCACCCCCCACAGUGCCCCAUUGCCAGGGGGCCCCACAGCCAGACCCAUCCCCAGGAGACCCCGAGGGUGCCCUUGACCUAGGCCUGGCUGAAGACCACUUCUCCCGGCCUGUGGGUCUGAUCCUGGCUCAAGAUGUGGGGCAGCUGUGCCAGGCCAUUGAGGAGUGCAAGCGGGUGAUCCUGGCGCUGCCUGAGCACUCAGAGCGGCAGAAGGAUGCAGUCGUGCGGCUCAUCCACCUCCGCCUCAAGCUGCAGGAGCUCAAGGACCCCGAUGAAGAUGAGCCAAACAUCCGCGUGGUGCUGGAGCAUCGCUUCUACAAGGAGAAGAGCAAGAGCGUGAAGCAGAUGUGCGACAAGUGCAGCACCAUCAUCUGGGGCCUCAUCCAAACCUGGUACACCUGCACAGGCUGCUACUACCGGUGCCACAGCAAGUGCCUGCCACUGGUGAGCAGGGUCUGCGUGCGGGCCAAGGUCAGCCACCAGGCUGAGUACCAGCUCAGCAUCUGCCCUGAGAGUGGGCUGGACAGCCAGGACUACCGCUGCGCCGAGUGCCGGGCACCCGUCUCCCUGCGGGGGGUGCCCAGCGAGGCCAGGCAGUGUGACUACACCGGUCUCUACUACUGCAGCAGCUGCCACUGGAAUGACCUGGCUGUGGUGCCUGCUCGUGCCAUCCACAAUUGGGACUUUGAGCCCCGCAAGGUGUCGCGGUGCAGCAUGCGGUACCUGGCGCUGAUGGUGUCACGGCCUGUGCUGAAGCUGCGGGAGAUCAACCCACUGCUCUUCAACUACGUGGAGGAGCUGGUGGAGAUCCGGAAGCUACGCCAGGACAUCCUCCUGAUGAAGCCCUACUUCAUCACCUGCAAAGAGGCAAUGGAGGCACGGCUGUUGCUGCAGCUGCAGGACCGCCAGCACUUUGUGGAGAACGAUGAGAUGUACUCACUGCAGGACCUGAUGGACAUCGAGGCCGGGCGCCUGAGCUGCUCCCUCACCGAGAUCCAUACCCUCUUUGCCAAGCACAUCAAACUGGACUGCGAGCGCUGCCAGGCCAAAGGCUUCGUCUGCGAGCUCUGCAAGGAGGGUGAUGUGCUCUUCCCCUUCGACAGCCACACCUCGGUCUGCACAGGCUGCUCCGCCGUCUUCCACAGGGAUUGCUUCUACGACAACUCCACCACCUGCCCCAAGUGUGCCCGGCUCAGCCUGCGCAAGCAAUCCCUCUUCCAGGACUCCGGCAUCACCGAGGCAGAGCCAUAAUGGGGGAGCUCAGCUGCACAACUGCCUCACGGCUGCCCCACCACCCACCAUGGGACAGACAUGGGUCAUUCAGGACCCUUGGGCACAAUGGCACUAGCCCAGCCCAGCAGGAGCUGCUGGACCCCAGCCCAGACACACUCUAUGAGAAUAACGCUGCUGAUCUGUGGGGAACACACCUGGUUUCCCCCUGCCUCACCCCACAGACACCCCUUUUCCCAGGGCUGAGCCCCCCAGGGAAUGGGGUGGAGGGGGUCAGGGCU